GUAGAAUUCGCCAUUUAACGGGGGACUGAUGGUGAUGAAUAUAGGAUUUACAUGCAUGAUUGAUGGAUGAAUAGACUGACAAAAUAAUUUGAUAACAUUUCUCUACAUUAUAACAGUAUUAGUUUCAGUGUAAAUCUGAAAAGCUAUGAGAAAGGAGACGUUAAUGUGUGAAAAAAGUAUCAGAAAACUUUCCUCAGCAUGUUCUGUCAGGUUGUGACAAUCGCUCUGUUUGGAUUUGGCUUAAAAUAUUUUCUUAAUUACAGAGAUUGGCUGGACUGGAACAAGGACCAGGUGUUUAACAUCAAACCAGGCGCCUGUAAAACUGUUAUACAGAAGGGCGGGGCUGAGGAUGCUACACAUAUUGGAAAUGGCAUUGUUUUGAUGUCGACGGGUUUGACGUUUUUCGGACCACCAGGACAAAUCAAGGCGUUGGACCUGAACAAUGAUAACAAGUUGAUAACAUUAAAUAUGACAAAUGUUCCUACAAGAUCAGAUUUUCUUUCGGGGCCUCAUGGAAUAACAACAUGGCGGGAUCCAGAUACAGACCAGCUGUUUCUGUAUGUGAUAUGUCACCCAAAGCCAGAAGAUCGAAUAGAAGUGUUCGAGGUUCUCAAAUCUUUGACUUUGAAAUACAUACGGACAAUAACAGACCCGAAGUUUGAACUUAUGAAUGACUUGGUUGCCGUCGGAAAGGAUAAGUUCUACAUCACAAAGUCCAUUCAUUUCCGCAAUUUCAUGUGGUACAAUUGGGAGAUGCUAAGUGGUUUGAAAUUAGGUGGAGUUUUUUACUACGACGGUCAUAAAGCACGAGAAGUUGCCUCGGGAUACUACAUACCUAAUGGAAUUAACAUCUCGCGAGAUAAAAAGGUGGUAUAUGUCGCAGAAUGGGGAACAAAGACAAUAAGAGGUUUCAAAAGAGAUUCAUCAAACAGCCUUAUUGAAAUAUGGAGCAUGAACACGGGGACUGGCAUUGACAACAUCGAAGUUGACCCGGAUACUGGUGAUCUCUGGAUUGGGUGUCAUCCAAUCACAUGGAGACUCGUUGACAUGUUCUACGGUUCUUUACACCCCAGUCAGGUGGUCCGAGUCAAGAUUCAAGAUAACGCUAUUUCAGAGAUGGAAGUUAUUUAUCAAGAUGACGGAACAAACUGCGCUGGAUCAUCAGUAGCCACUUACGCCGCCGGGAAAUUAGUCAUUGGAACUGUCUUAAAACAAGCAGUUGUUUGUGAUGUUAAUUACUUAACACCGAACUAGAUCUCUGCCUGAAGUUGAAAUUUAAAAUCUGAAUAGAGAUCUUUUGGAAGCUGACAAUUAUAGAAACCUCUUACUAUUUGUUCUAAAUUUAAUGUAUUUGAAACAGGUGAAAAGAAAUACUGUGUGUUUUGUCAUUCGGACUACUUUAAUGUAAAAUGUGCGUGUUGUUUAUGUAUUAAAUCUUAUUACUUUAUUAA
Mercenaria mercenaria is the source of this 1451-nucleotide messenger RNA. RefSeq names its product serum paraoxonase/arylesterase 1-like. The record is from RefSeq and is a predicted model, not a curated record. Gene Ontology annotation, molecular function: arylesterase activity. The transcript is spliced from 10 exons. The coding region runs from base 199 to 1254 and encodes 351 amino acids. Lineage: Eukaryota; Metazoa; Mollusca; Bivalvia; Venerida; Veneridae.